AUGAAGUUCACCACUAUCUCUGCCGUACUCACCCUCGCUCCAUCUGUUCUCGCAGAUUGGCAUUUCGCAAAGGGCAAGGAGAUCAAGUAUACUUCUGUCGAAGGUUUCUUCAAGCAAGAUGAUCUUGCCACCGAUCCCACCACGUUUGACUAUGCUGAUUGGAACUUUGGUCUCUUGAACCGCACAUACCCUACAGACCCCAAGAACCCACGCAAAGGCUACAAGACGCAAUGGGAGCGCUUCGAGCAAUAUGUCAAGCAUCUCAACCGUAAUGCCAGUCGCGACAGAACCCGAUACAAGGUUCUAGUCAUGGGCCGACACGGUGAGGGCUAUCAUAACGCUGCCGAGGCUUACUACGGAAAGGCAGCCUGGAACUGUUACUGGGGUCCUCUCCCUGGCAACGGUACAUCGGUCUGGGAAGAUGCCCUCCUCACUCCCGCUGGCGUUGCUGAGUCUCACAAAGCAAAUGCUUACUUCAAGUCACGCUUCGAAGACGAGGGUAUGCCGUUUUUCGACAGCUACUAUGCUUCUCCUCUGGCGCGCUGCGUCCAGACCGCCCAUGAAACCUUCACUGGCAUCAAGUUUCCCAAGGACAAGCCUUUUGUUCCCAUGGUCAAAGAACUUUUGCGCGAGGGUAUUAGCAUCCGCACGUGCGAUCAUCGCAGCAACAAGAAGUACAUCAGCUCUCUGACCCCCAAGAUCAAGUUUGAGAAGGGAUUCAAGGAGCACGACCCAUUCUGGACUGGUGUCAAGGGCGAGACGGACGAGCACCAAUUGGAGCGAAGCAAGGAAGCCCUGGACGACAUUUUCACCAGCGACAGUGCUGCUUGGAUCAGCAUCAGCAGCCACUCUGGCGAGAUUACCAAGCUUCUCCAGGCUUUGAACCAUCGCCCUUUCCGUCUUGCGACUGGUCAGAUUAUUCCCGUUCUUGUCAGGGCUGACGUCGUGGUUGAGGAGCCUACUUCUACGUUUGCUUCUUGGACUGCGGAAGCGACUUGCAAUGCACCUCCUGUGACGAGCGUGUGGCCUGGUGGUUGUGUUUGCUCUAGCACCGCUACGUUGGCUUCUACACCUGCAAAGGCGACUUGA
Molecule: messenger RNA, 1089 nt
Organism: Fusarium pseudograminearum CS3096
Lineage: Eukaryota; Fungi; Ascomycota; Sordariomycetes; Hypocreales; Nectriaceae
Exons: 3
Coding region: 1-1089 (362 amino acids)
Cellular component (GO): cytoplasm
Molecular function (GO): phosphatase activity
Source: RefSeq, a predicted model, not a curated record